Messenger RNA from Macadamia integrifolia, 5155 nucleotides. Its product is annotated as auxilin-like protein 1. Gene Ontology annotation, cellular component: intracellular membrane-bounded organelle; vesicle; cytoplasm. Lineage: Eukaryota; Viridiplantae; Streptophyta; Magnoliopsida; Proteales; Proteaceae. The record is from RefSeq and is a predicted model, not a curated record. Gene Ontology annotation, biological process: clathrin coat disassembly; clathrin-dependent endocytosis. The coding region runs from base 197 to 4969 and encodes 1590 amino acids. Gene Ontology annotation, molecular function: clathrin binding. The transcript is spliced from 8 exons.
UUUGCUUUCCUGCCAUCGGGCAGUAAUACCACUGCCACCUCAUUCUCAGUUUCUUACCUCCCACCACUCUCCUCUCUUCCUUUCUGAAUCUCCGGAGAAAGGAGAGAGAGACUGAGACUGAAGCUCUGCAGAGUAAUAUAGAGCGGAAAAGAAGAAUAAAUAUUGAGAAACCCUAAAACGUAUCCUUUGUACUUCAAUGGAGGAUUAUCCUCAUGCUUUCCGCAGGGGCAAAGCGUCUGCUGCAACUCUGUCGAAGAAGAUCUCAAAUGCAAAUGGAAAUGGCCUUACUCCCAAAACUGUCUACGACGACGUUUUUGGUGGCCCCCCCAAGUUCGGGGUCCCGACUUUCUCGGCUCCGAUUGAAGAUUACAGUGAGAUAUUUGGUAGCUUUCACUCCUCACGUGGUUCCUCCAUUCCUGUUCUAGAUCUUCCCGUUUCCGACGCAGGCGAUUUUUCUCUUGAUGUCCGCGCCUCCAAGUUUGAUUACUCGGAAAUUUUCGGCGGUUUUAAUGGUAUUGAAUUCUUCGAUUCUCACGAGGAGCUGUUUGGCGAAUCCAAAGGAGGAGAAAGCUCCUCCGAGGAAGCCUGGACCCCAGCUGGAACACGUUCUCCUUCAGAAGGAUCCAGUGCUGGUACUUUGGCUUGUUCAGAAAAUAACCAGUUUACGUCAGAUGGAGUUGCUUAUCACACAUUUGAUGGUGAGCAAUCCGAUGUUUCUAAUUAUGAGACUCCGCAGAGAAGUGAACAAAAUGGGACAAAUGAUAAAACACACAGUGCCCAAACCCAUGCUGUUCCAGGGGUUACGUGUGUGGUUGAUGGAAGCACAUCUCCACAAAAGACUGAAAUUAUUAAUACGUCACUCUUUGGAGUUAAUGAUAUUGAUGGAAAUGUGGAUUACAAUAGGGGCAUAUUGGAAGAAAUCUUUUUGAAGAAAACCAUGUCACUCCCUCCCAUGUAUGGUUCCAUCACAAGGACUUCUGAAAGUGAUUUUGAACUUCAAAGAAGAUCUCAUGGCAAUGGAUCUAAUUCUAACAAUAUAUUUGAUGGUGUGAAGCAAUCCAAUGAUUCUAAUUUCGAGACUCUGCAAAGAAGUGGAGAAAAUGAAACACACAAUGCCCAACCCCAUGCUGUUUCAGGGGUUAUGUUUGUGGUUGAUGGAAGCAUGCCUCCUCAAAAGACUGAAAUUAUCAAUACAUCACCAUGUGAAGUUAAUGAUAUUGGUGGCAAUGUGGAUUACAAUAAGGGUAUAUUGGAAGAAAAAAAUUUGAAGAAAACCAUGUCACUCCCUCAAUCUCAUUCUGUUUCAGGGGUUACGUUUGUGGUUGAUGGAAGCACGUCUCCACAAAAGACUGAAAUUAUUAAUACGUCACCCUGUGGAUUUAAUGAUAUUGGUGGUAAUGGGGAUUACGAUAGGGGCAUAUUGGAAGAAAAAAAUUUGAAGAAAACCAUGUCCCUCCCUUCCAUGUAUGGUUCCCUCACAAAGACUUCUGAAAGUGAUUUUGAACUUCAAAGAUCUCAUGGGGUUGGAUCUAAUUCUAACAAUCUAUUUAUAUCCAUAUCUGAAAUAAGCCUUCGGACGCAGCCCUCUCAUGUGCCUCCACCGAUGCGGCCACCACCCAAAUUAUCAAUCAAACAGGGAAAGUCUAAGAUAGCUUCUGAAAAAUAUGGACAGGAGUGUACUGCAGGUGACGGUUCACCAGCUUUCUUUGAUGUGGAGGUAGAUGCAAAUUCAUCUGCUGCAGCCUCAGCAGCUGCUAUGAAAGAAGCAAUGGAGAAAGCCCAAGCCAGAUUAAAAAGUGCAAAAGAAUUGAUGGAAAGAAAAAGGGAUGGUCUUCAUAGCCGGCCGAAGUUGGGAUUGAAGGAUGAUUCAAGUAAUAAGGCCAGAAAAGAGGAUAAUAAAGCUAAUCAUGAAGCCCUCAGAUUCGGAGCAAAUGAAUCUCAAGGGGCAUCUGAAAGAGAGGAUAUUGGAAUGAAAGGCUUUGGAAGGCAGGAAGGGCAAAAAGACAUUAGGACAGCUCGGGUAGCUCCAAAUUUUGGGGGGAGGGAAAAGGGUCUGAAUGUAGGUAAAGAAUUUGUAGAACAAAAAGUUACAAAGGAACCUAGAUCUGCUCAAUCUCGUAUUGACAAAGAAGCAGGAGAGUGGAGAGUAGAGAAACAAUUCUAUGAACUGGCAACAACUGAAAAGUCAAAAGCAGCCUUUGAAGUCCUCGAGCAGGCCAAAAAUGAGAAAAAAUUGAUGACACCAAUAAUGAUCCAGAAACAUGAAAAAAGUGAGAAGGUAGCAGUGAAACAAGUCUUUCAACUGCGAGAAGAAAAUGGUGAGAAAUCAAAAGCAUUGAAAGAGGCUUGUGUACAGGAGAACAGGAGGAUAUUAGAAGCAGCUAAAGAGGCAUGUGAACUGAAAAAACCAGAGAAGAAACUGACAGUGGCGCAAGAGAUGAGUCAGUGUAAAGGAAAUGAGAAGAAACUAAAAAUGGCACAAGAGAUGGGUGAACUUGAAGAAGAUGAGAAUAAACUAAAAGUGGCUUGUGAGUUGGAAGAACAUGGGAAGACGCUGCAACAGGCUCCUGAACAGAAAGAGAAUGAGAAAAACCUAGAAGAGGCUCGUAAAUGGGAAGAAACUGAGAAUCGACGAAGAAGGGCCUCUUGGAGUGAAGUAAGUGAGAGAAGAUUGAAAGAUGCUAAUGAACAGGUAGAAAAUGGGAAGAAGCUAAAAGAGUCUUGCAAGAGAGAAGAAAGUGAGAAUAUAUUGAAAGAUUUUUGUCAACAGGAAGAAAGUGUGAAGAAACUAAAAGAGGCUUGCAAGGUGGAGUUUAAUGAGAGAAGACUACAAGAUGUUCAUGGGAUGGAAAAUGACAGGAGACAAAAAGAUGAUCAGGAGCAAGAAGAAAAUGAGAAGCAACUGAAAGAGGCUUAUGAUCAGGAACAGGAAGAAAAUGAGAAGAGACUACAAGAGGCUCAUUUGGGUGAGGAAAAUGAAGAAAAACUAAAACAAGCCUUUGAGGAGGAAGAAAAUGAGAGGAGAUUAAAAGAGGCUCAUGAUCUGAAAGAAAAUGAAAAUAGAGUAAAAAAGGUCUAUAAAAUGGAAGAAAACGAGAAGCAGCUGAAAGAGGUUUUUGAGCUUGUAGAUGAUGUGCAGAGACAAAGAGAGGCUAAUGAAGGAGGGACAACAGAAAAUAGACAAAAACAGGCUUGUGAGCAGGAGGAAAAUGAAGUAAAAGUAGAUCGAGAGGCUCAUGAUAUUAAUGUUGACAAGAAUCUUAUGACAGCUUCUGGGUCAUGCCAGCCUUUUGACGAUAAUAACUUUGAAGCGAAUCAAGAAGACCCCAAAUAUGAAGUGAACAGUGGGAAGCUGAAACUGGCUCAGGAAGCAAUUGAACAUGAAGGGAGUGGUGGGAUGACUGAAGCAGCUAAAGAUGCCUGUGAAUGUGAAGGUAACGAAAAGGAAUUGAAAAUAGCCAAAGCAGGAAAAGACGAAGAUGAAAGUGGGAGAUCCAGACCUGCUGAUGUGACUCAAUGUGCUCCUGAACAAGAUAGGUAUGAAAUCAAAGAUCCCAUGGUAGACCUUUCAUUAGGUGGACAUGAGAAUAACCUAGGAGAAUCUGAAAUUGUAAUUGAUCUGGAGCCAAAUGAAAAGAAUAAGAGAAUAUCACGAGUAGCUAGCAACCAGGAAAGCCUUGGUAAGUCUCAAGUUGCCAAUGAUCAGGGAGCUUACCAGAAGAGCAAUGAAGCAGCUGAAGGGGUGAAAUAUUGUAUUGAAAAUGAAAAGAACAUUGGAUUGGUUCAGCCUAUUAUGUUGUUGGUAGAGAAGGGUAACACACAGAAGAUAGCUCAGGAGGUUAACAAAAGCCAAUGUACAGAAAGAAAGGAGAAGAAUUACCAUGAAGCAUGUUCCUAUGUGGAAAUAGAAAAACAAGAAAGGUUGCAAAGAGAAAAAGAACAGGAAGAGGAGCGUCAAAGAAAAAUAGAAGAAGAGAAGGAAUGGGAAAGGGAAAGAGAAAGAAAUAGGAUGGCUGUGGAAAGAGCAACCCGUGAAGCCCGUGAAAGGGCAUUUGCUGAAGCCCGUGAAAGGGCAGAAAGAGCUGCUGUAGGGAGGGCAACCUCUGAAGCACGUCAAAGAGCGAUGGCAGAGGCCCGAGAAAAACUGGAGAAGGCAUCUGCAGAGGCUAGGGAGAAAUCAUUAGCUGAGAAAGCUUUAAUGGAAGCCAGGGUGAGGGCAGGGCGUGCUGCUGUAGAAAGAGCAACUGCAGAGGUUCGGGAGCGUGCUGCAGAAAAAGCAGUUUUGGAUGCAAGAGAACGGGCAGAAAGAUCCAGUGAAUGUGCAGAAAGAUCUGUUGCUGACAAAUACUCCGUGACAAAUUCCAGAGAUAGUGGAAUGAGGCAAAGCUCUUCUUUCUCUGACCUGCGAGACCCACGACUUCAAAGCUCAGGGUCUGACAGUAGUUCAAGAUAUACAAAUUCUUCGGUUCAUGGUGAAGCAGUAUUUCUCUUUCAUCAUGAAGCCUCCAAUACUUCUGCUAAAUUUCAAGGAACAGAAGGUGAAUCAGCUCAGAGGUGUAAAGCUAGGUUAGAGAGGCACCAGCGAACAGUUGGACGUGCGGCAAAAGCUCUUGCAGAGAAGAACAUGCGUGAUCUUCUUGUACAGAGAGAGCAAGCAGAGAGAAAUAGACUGGCAGAAACUUUGGAUGCUGAGGUCAGAAGGUGGUCUAGUGGGAAAGAAGGGAAUUUGCGUGCGUUGCUUUCAACCCUACAAUACAUCCUUGGGCCUGAUAGUGGUUGGCAGCCAAUUCCCCUGACAGAAGUUAUAACAGCUGUUGCGGUAAAGAAAGCUUAUAGAAAAGCAACCCUUUGUGUUCAUCCUGAUAAGAUGCAACAAAAGCGUGCAAGCAUUCAACAGAAGUACAUUUGCGAGAAAGUUUUUGAUCUUCUAAAGGAGGCUUGGAACAAAUUCAAUUCGGAGGAGAGGUAGCUUUUUUCUUCUGCAUCUUCUGUUCAAGAAUAUGCACAUCUGCAAUCAUGUGCGUUUUUGUAAUAUUGUGACACUACCAAAUAUUUGUAAGCCUUCUUUUGGCCACUUGUAGAAGUAACGGGACUUGAGCUGGAAUUAUGCUGGCAUUUAAGGAAUGAGUAAAAAUACCAACCCGUUUCUAAUUUA